Molecule: messenger RNA, 1248 nt
Organism: Manihot esculenta (cassava)
Lineage: Eukaryota; Viridiplantae; Streptophyta; Magnoliopsida; Malpighiales; Euphorbiaceae
Product: hevamine-A
Exons: 2
Coding region: 177-1076 (299 amino acids)
Biological process (GO): carbohydrate metabolic process
Cellular component (GO): extracellular region
Molecular function (GO): chitinase activity
Source: RefSeq, a predicted model, not a curated record
UUUGGUCAUGCAUCUUGUCCACUUUGCCCAAGUAUAGCAAGUCUGAUAAAAGUCUGGGACCAAAUCAAAUCCAUUUGGUUCAAAUGCUAGUACUCGCCAAUCCAUUCACCUGUCGCAACAAGAGCCUUGGGCAGAGCUUGACAUAGAGAAGCAAAGGUACGUAAGAGCCAGCAAAAAUGGGCACAAAAUUUCAAGUCGCACCCUUAUACGUCUGCCUAGCAACACUGACGCUGGUAAGGAUCAUUGAAGCCGGUGGAAUCGCCAUCUACUGGGGCCAAAACGGCUUCGAGGGAACCCUCAACCAAACAUGCGACACCGGCAGAUAUUCCUACGUAAACAUAGCCUUCCUCAUCAAAUUUGGCAAUGGCCAAACCCCCGAAAUCAACCUUGCAGGGCAUUGCAAUCCAGCAACCAAUGGUUGCAUCAUUCUUGCCAGUGAAAUUAAGCAUUGCCAAGAGUUAGGAAUUAAGGUGAUGCUCUCCAUUGGCGGUGGCGUCGGAAACUACUCCAUAGCUUCUCGAAAGGAUGCCAAGCGAGUAGCACGUUAUCUGUGGAGCAACUUCUUGGGUGGACAUUCAUCUUCUCGUCCCCUAGGCGAUGCAGUAUUGGACGGCAUUGACUUUGACAUAGAGCUUGGCUCAACGCAACACUGGGAAGAUCUUGCUCGUUAUUUGUUGGGUUACAGCAAGCGAGGAAGAAGAAAGGUGUAUCUAACAGCAGCUCCUCAAUGCCCAUUCCCUGACAGGUUUCUUGGGACUGCCCUUAACACAGGGCUCUUUGACUACGUUUGGGUGCAAUUCUAUAAUAAUGCACCUUGUCAAUAUAGUUCAGGGAAUGCCACCAACCUCAUAAAUUCUUGGAACCGAUGGAUUACGUCAGUAAAGGCAAGGAAAAUAUUUUUGGGGUUACCGGCGGCUCCGGAUGCUGCCGGAAGUGGGUAUAUUCCUCCUGAUGUGUUGACUUCUGAAAUCCUUCCGGUGAUUAAGAGGUCGCCGAAGUAUGGAGGAGUAAUGCUUUGGUCCAAGUUUUACGACGAUGAGAGUGGGUAUAGUUCAUCCAUUAAGCCAAGCGUAUGAUGUUUAAGGAAACUGGGUAUUAGAUAUGUUUUGAUAAUAAAGUGAAACGUAUGUCUCCUUUCAUUUCAUGAUUUUCUGAUUAGAGGUUAAUUGUUUUUUUAAGUUUUUCCCUUAACUGGCUUACGUAUGUAAUUGUGAUAUGUUUAAAUUAAUAUAUAUUAUAAUUUAUGCU